Messenger RNA from Tribolium madens (black flour beetle), 1209 nucleotides. RefSeq names its product 1,5-anhydro-D-fructose reductase-like. Gene Ontology annotation, molecular function: aldose reductase (NADPH) activity. Bases 38 to 1135 code for a protein of 365 amino acids. Gene Ontology annotation, cellular component: cytosol. NCBI's taxonomy places the organism in Eukaryota, Metazoa, Arthropoda, Insecta, Coleoptera, Tenebrionidae. The transcript has 5 exons. The record is from RefSeq and is a predicted model, not a curated record.
UCACUUAUGUGGAACGUCGAGUUUGCGCAAAAUUCACAUGAUUAAAACUAUAAAAAUAAAAACCGCUACACAAAAAUGUAAUAUUCUUAAAGUGGUUCUGUACAGUCGCACAUCAAAGUAUUAUGAGAAUAUAUUGUUUGUUAAAAUGGCAUCAAAAAUGUUCGUAACUUUGCCCGGAGGCUUGAAGAUGCCGGCUCUUGGACUUGGCACUUGGCAAGCAAAAGAUAAAAAUGAGCUUGUAAAUGCUCUAAACUCGGCUCUCGAAGUUGGCUAUCGACACAUCGACACUGCUUUUGUUUAUGAAAAUGAAAAAAUCAUCGGUGAUGUGUUAAAACAAUGGUUCACUUCCGGUAAAUUGAAACGGGAAGAUCUAUUUAUUACAACAAAACUUCCCAUGUAUGGUGUGCAUCCUGACCGGGUUGAAUUUUUCAUGAAAAAAUCGUUGGAAAAUUUACAAAUUGAUUAUGUUGACUUGUAUUUGAUACAUUUUCCUAUUGGAUUUAAAUAUGAUAGUAGUACAGGUCGUCCUCUACUUAAUGACAAACAGCAAAUGGUAACGGAAGGUAAAACAGAUCAUGCUGCUGUUUGGAAGAAAAUGGAAGAACAAGUUGAUGCCGGCCGGACCAAAACCAUCGGUCUUUCAAAUUACAACAUUUCACAAAUCGAAACAGUUUUAAAAUCUGCUAGAAUUAAACCCGCAAAUUUACAAGUCGAACUUCACGUUUAUUUGCAACAAAGGGCACUUGUUGAUUUUUGCCACAAAAAUGAUAUUACUGUAGUUGCCUAUUCACCAUUGGCUUCACCAGGUUACAACAAAUUUUUACAAGGAUUAGGAAAAGAGCCGAAAAAGCUGCCUGAAAUACUUUCCGAUCCUGUCGUCAAUAAAAUAGCAAAAAAACACUCAAAAACGCCAGCUCAGGUUGUACUGAGAUUUUUGUUGCAAAGAGGAAUCGCUGCAAUACCGAAAAGUGUUACCCCAAAAAGGCUUCAAGAAAAUAUAAACAUAUUUGAUUUCAAACUCGAUGAUAAUGAAUUUAAGGAAAUGUGGAAUUUGGAAGUUGGUGAAGAUGCCAGAGUUUGUGACUUUAGAUUGUUUAAUAUUGAGGACCAUCCAGACUUUCCGAUGAAACGCUAAGAAUUUACAGUAAUUUUAUAACAAAUCCACUGUUAUUGCAAUUAAAAGAUGAAUAAAACUUGUAUGCACCACAA